AAAUGAAUUAAAUUUUCGAAAAAUUGCGCAGGAGCUUUAUAAAGACAACGCAACAGAACAUUCAAUAUACAUUUGUGAUUUAACCAAAGUGCAGCGGCAGUUUGAGCUUUGGCAAGAUUGUUUGCCAAAUAUCAAACCAUACUAUGCUGUGAAAACCAACAACGAUGCGCUGGUUGUCAAAACUUUGGCUGAACUCGGCGCUGGAUUUGAUUGUGCUUCAGUGGAGGAAAUGCAAAUGGUGCUUGAAGCUGGCGUAACUGGUGAUCGCAUUAUAUUUGCACAUCCUUGCAAGCCGCUGUCUCAUUUACAAUAUGCUCAACAGCAUCAGAUUAAUAUCAGCACUGUUGAUACCGAAUUUGAAUUAUUCAAGCUAAAACAACAUUUUCCAAAUUCAGACAUUGUUUUACGUUUUCGCAGCGAUGCCAAAAUUUGCGGCUGGCCAUUGGGUAAAAAAUUUGGCUGUGAAGCGCAGACGGAUACUGCAGCCUUAAUACUGCUGGCUAGAAGCCUUCAACUAAAGAUUGCAGGCACCAGUUUUCAUGUUGGCUGUGAGUGCGAAGACUUGGAGGCCUUUGUACGCGCCUUGAGCACAGCUAGAGAGCUCUAUGAUGUUGGCAAAAUGCUGGGCUAUGAUAUGAACUUUGUGGAUAUUGGAGGUGGUUAUCAUGGCGGUAACAAUGAGUUUUUCAAAAAGAUAGCCAAAACAAUCAGCAGCUCGCUUGAUCUAUACUUUGGCAACGAGCCCAUCAAGUGCAUAUCCGAGCCGGGUCGUUAUUUUGUUGAAGCUGCUUUUACACUCGUCUGCAAGAUUACGGGCAAACGUGAAAUGCGCAAUGCUCUUGGACAGCUGGAGAGCAUUAUGUAUUUUAUAAAUGAUGGCAAAUAUGGUUCAUUUAUUGAUACUGGCAGAGAUUUUAGCAAUGUCAUGUAUUUUUCGGAAAACCAUUUGGAGCAGCAAAAGUACAAAACAACUAUUUGGGGUCCAACAUGUGAUUCUACGGACAAGAUUGUUGAUAACUUGUAUCUGCCAAGACUACAUCGUGGAGAUCUGUUAGCCUUUCCGAAUAUGGGCGCCUAUACGUUAUGUCUGGCUUCAAAAUUUAAUGGCAUACCAUUGCCAAAAGUUGUUUACUAUCAGCAGCAGAACUAGAUUAGUUUAUAUGUAUUGCAUUUCUAUUAAACUGCUUUUUCAU
Drosophila busckii is the source of this 1193-nucleotide messenger RNA. Its product is annotated as ornithine decarboxylase 1. Gene Ontology annotation, molecular function: ornithine decarboxylase activity. The record is from RefSeq and is a predicted model, not a curated record. The transcript is spliced from 8 exons. Lineage: Eukaryota; Metazoa; Arthropoda; Insecta; Diptera; Drosophilidae. Gene Ontology annotation, cellular component: cytoplasm. Bases 230 to 1150 code for a protein of 306 amino acids.